UCCAGUGCCGCAGCAGCGCAGCCGGGAGGUGACAGAGGAGGGGGUAGCACGGCCGGACCGGACACCGAUGGAACUCAGGAGCUAGGCUAUAGGCUGCUACCAGGCCCGAUCCACUAGGACUUUAGAUAGACGCGUAAAAAUCACCCAGCAAAGCCUACACGACGACAGGAACGAGCCGUGUGUUAGCCUAGGCCAGACCCCCUCCUCUCUGUCUACUGACUAUUCAAAGGCGAGCACUGUCAAAGAGCUCUUCAAACGCUGUCGAAAUACAUUCACUGACUUAACAUAGUGUAUAUCGACCACAGCGGAACCGGAGGAACCGUCGACGCUCUGUCCCGGUUCGCCCUUCAGCUGCGCCCCCGCUGUCUGUGUCAGCUGCUGCGCAUCCGCGAAACAUGCAGGAUGAGCCUGUUGGGGUGACCAGUACACACUCACCCCCGUCUAACGACGAGAAGGACAGCGACAGCGGCUCUAAACCCACCGAGAAACGACCGGACCACCGCCACAGCCCUGACAGUCAGCUGUGCGCGUUCACGUCCGUGUACAACCUCCUGAACCAAAGGACUACUUUCACCGAGCCUUUUUACACGACGCUGUCUAUCAGUGACCUUCAGCACAGUCAUAAAAUCCAUCUGCAGCCUGGUCUGAGCCCCCCGCUGGAGAAGACAGACACCCGGCUCUGCGCUGACUCUUCCCUGGAAGAGACUCAAACUGAUGCUGCGUCGCCAUCGCCCACUUCCGUAAAAACGAUCCAAAUGGACUCCCCCAUCGCCCACCACAACAGCAAUGGCAGCAGCACUGCCAGCAUGUUAUCCGGGGGUCUCAGCGCCGCUUUCCCUAACCCCACCCAAGAGAUGCAGAGCGCCAGUGGGGGGUCCACCUCACCUUCCCUUCCUGGUUUCGGUACCCCGUGGUCGGUCCAAACCAGCUCCUCUCCCCCGCCCGCACCCAUCAACCCCGUGCACACCAUGAACCAGAUGCCCAGCACAGAUUCAGACUCCAACAGCUUCUACCCCGGCAUUCCCUCCUCCAUAAACCCGGCCUUCUUCCAGAGUUUCUCGCCGGUAUCAGCUAAUCCGUGUCCCGGGAUUAACGUGCAGGGCUUCAGUGGCCCUUUCUCCCCGCAGAUGAACGUGCCCCCGCCGCCCCAGAGCCGCAGGUCCCCGGUCAGCCCCCAGAUGCACCCGCAGCAGGGCGCCUUCCUUCAGCAGAGAAACAACUACAACCAGCAUCAGCCUAUGGUGAAGCCCUCUCCAUGGAGCAGCCACCAGGGGAACGGCUGGGGCUCCGGAGGGAUGUCCUGGGGCAGAGACCACCGUCGAGGGGGGAGUGGUCUAGGCGUACCUGGGUCCAUCAGCCACCUCUCUCCGCUCAAAAAGCCCUUCUCUAGUAAUGUCAUUGCUCCCCCCAAGUUCCCACGCUCCGCCGGACCGCUGGGACCCAAGUCGUGGAUCGAAGAGAACAUGUUUCGCACAGAUAGCAACAGCAACUCCCUCCUGCCCCUCCAGGACCGCUCUCGGAUGUACGACAGUCUGAACAUGCACUCCCUGGAGAGCUCCCUCAUCGACAUCAUGCGUGCCGAGCAGGAUCCUAUGAAAGGCCGUGUGGGAUGCCCUUACCCCGGGGCAGAGGGCCUUCUCAUGCUCAAUGGUCGCUCAUCUCUGUUUCCUAUUGAUGACAAUCUCCUUGACGAUGGCCACAUGAACCAGGGCGUCCCGGGACUCAACUGUUACCCGCACCAGAACGGGGAACGCAUUGAGCGCUUCUCCCGAAAAGUGUUUGUGGGAGGUCUGCCCCCUGACAUAGAUGAAGAUGAAAUAACAUCCAGUUUCCGCCGCUUUGGUCACCUGGUUGUUGAUUGGCCGCACAAAGCAGAAAGCAAGUCCUACUUUCCACCUAAAGGAUACGCCUUCCUGCUGUUCCAGGAGGAGAGCUCUGUGCAGGCUCUCAUCGAGGCCUGUAUGGAGGAGGACGACGGGAAGCUCUACCUGUGUGUAUCCAGCCCCACCAUCAAAGACAAGCCUGUUCAGAUCCGCCCUUGGAACUUGAGCGACAGUGAUUUUGUAAUGGACGGAUCUCAGCCUCUGGACCCCCGUAAGACCAUCUUUGUGGGAGGAGUGCCUCGCCCCCUUAGAGCCAUUGAGUUGGCGAUGAUCAUGGACCGUCUGUAUGGAGGAGUGUGUUACGCCGGGAUAGACACAGACCCUGAGCUUAAAUACCCAAAGGGGGCGGGACGAGUGGCCUUCUCCAACCAGCAGAGCUACAUCGCAGCUAUCAGUGCCAGAUUUGUCCAACUGCAGCAUGGAGACAUUGACAAGAGGGUGGAGGUGAAGCCCUACGUCCUGGAUGACCAGCUGUGCGAUGAGUGUCAGGGCGCUCGUUGUGGGGGGAAGUUUGCUCCCUUCUUCUGCGCUAACGUCACCUGUCUCCAGUACUACUGCGAGUUCUGCUGGGCCAACAUCCACUCACGGGCCGGCCGAGAGUUCCACAAGCCCCUGGUCAAAGAGGGCGCCGACCGACCACGGCAGAUCCACUUUCGCUGGAAUUAGAAAGAACCCACCACAAUGAGUGCGACGAAACUCAUGGUCUCUCUGCCUCCCCUGCUUUCCUGUCAGUAUAAUCCUGUACGUAGCACUAAACAGUAUAUUCGAAACAUAUAUAUCUAUAUCUUUUGUAGCAGCCAAACACCACAAGCCUAUGUUUUUCACCAAAUCUCCCCUUCACAUCUCAGGCUGAUAACAACCUUUUUGUGGUACGUUCAUCUUUUCUAAACGGAGAUUUAAAAUGAAAAAAGAAGAGAUUGAUUUUUGUAGGUUUUUUUAUUACCAUUAUUUUUGUAUGUGAGAUUUCAAAGUAGAUACGGGAAUGUUUUUUGCAUGGGGGCAGCUCGUCUGUCUGUCUGUCUGCUGCUAUAGCCACCCGACAACAGUGCGUGAAGUGCACAUUUGUUAAUGGGAUAAAAACCUCAAUUCUUUUAUGUCUAGGUCAUGACCAAAGGUAGCAACAACAUAGGAAGUAACAAAAUACAGUUGUUUCUUGCCAUAGACUAAAAAUUUAUGAAAACAGUAGUGUGAUACCUCAAAAUCCCAAUUCUGGUUUCUGCUAACUAUAUUCACUCCAAUGAAAAUUUUACAAGCUCUUUAAAGCUUUGCUGCUAUGUAUACAUAAAUAUUAGUAUAGGGAUUAUAUUUAACGCUAUUAGUAAUGAGAAUCACGUCAAUUACAAUGCAGUAUGCACUUAACCACUUAUGGCCCCCAAUGCCAUGAAAAGUGCAUGUUUUUUCUAUAGGCUUAGCUUCACAAAAGCAUGCAGGAUACAUGUGACUUUGACAAAACACAGCAAAGAUAGGUGUACAAAUGUGGCGAUAAUUUAAGAUAUUUAAUUACUAUAGUAAGUAGCAUGAACAUCUAAUACAGGUGUUUAGAGGAAAAAAAUUACAGACAUAAAUAAUGAAACACUAUUUAAACUUGCAUGUGUCGAUGUUUAUCUGUUGUUUACAUACUAAACAAUACAAAAAGUGAUAUUGGUUCUACUGUAGAUUUAGUGGACGCCAUCUUUUUGAUACGGUGGCCUGUAUGGCAAAAAAUACCCUUUUGAGAAGCAGAGUGGUGUCCAGUGGUCCGUGUUUCGUGUUGUCCCCGUGCUGUGUGUGCUUUACGUCGACUGAGGCUCUAGUUUAGUAACAGAGAGGAGAAUUCAAACAUCUUUUCUGCCUUUAACCCACUAAAUAAUGUAUGUUUCCAAAGCUGAUAUAUGAGUUAGCAAUGCCACGGCAGACCAAAAUAGCACAGAGAAUGACUUUCAGAGAUCAUUGGUCAACUUGGCAAUGUCUUUUACUGGAAUAUCUUUAAUGAAAAAGGUCUGAUGGCUUGCUUGAAUUUUGGAUUACUCUUAUGGGACAAUCUUUACGUGAGGACUGGCAUUUUUGUCAAUCCGUUUCGGUACUGUAGCUGUGUCACUUUUAUGUCGAUGUGAUUUUGUCUUUUUCAGUGUUCAGGUGCGUGCUGUUACAAAACUAAAACGAGACCUAUUGGAAAUUUAUUUACCGGCAAUAAUUUCAGUUUAUGUCUUGUGUGGACUACUUAACUUGUCACUGAACCCCCUAUUUGGAACUUUUUAUAUUAUGCACUACUUUUCUAUAUACCCCCACGCCUGUUAUUUUUGCCCCAGUGUGAUUCUCCCCCAAAAAAUGACAAAACCGCCUAUUUAUAAUUACAGAUGAUUUAUAAAGUUUUAUUUUUGCAUACGUUAGGAUGUAGUGAAGCAGUGGUCUUAAGUUAUUAUAAUAUAUGUUGUGUACACCGGAAUUAAAUAUUUUCUAUAAUAUAUUCUAAUGUAGUUUUGAUGUUGAAGGCCGUGGGAGUCAAGUUGUAAUUUUGACUUUUUGGGGCUUAAGUUCUCACAAUAUAUCGUCACCUGUAACACUUGACUUGUGCUGUUUUUGUGUGAUUUUCUAUGUUAAAACACUGUUACUUUGUUCUGUAUGUGUCUUUGUUUUUGUAAAGAAAAUCAUAUUUAUUUCACUAUUUUUGUAGACAAAUGACUUGAUUUUGAUUGUAUUUUUCUAUUUAUAUAUUAUACAAUUUAUUUACCCCCCCUUUCCCCAAUUAUGUUACAUGGAAAAACAAAGAAUCAUGUCAUUAGGAGCAGCAUCGACUUUUGUAUUGUUUUAAUUUGAAGGAGGCAAACAUAUGAAGGUUUAAUUUUGUUCUUGGGCGAAACUUGAGAUCCCCUGUCCUUGUAGAUGCUCUGAAACUUGAAUAAUAACACAUUUUGAAAGGCUGACUAACCUCGAAUCUGUGUUGUGACGUGCAAUACUGUUUCUAAUGUUUGUAUAAAAGUAAGAUCUACCGUGUAAACCUUUAUAUAAUGCAGAUUUUAUUUUUUUCAUUGCAUAUUUUGCAGAUUUCUGAUCCACAGUGUCAUUUUUUACUGUCAGAAAAAUAAACCCCUGUUUUUUCAUUGCAACUAUUUUUAAAUCCAGAUAUCUUUGUACUGAUGUAAAUGAUUGUAGUUAUUUUGGAUAGUGUUUUGCUAACAAAAGGAGAGACUUUUUCAUGCAUAUUACGAGUUUCUUUUCAUCUUGUUUUUCCCACAUUUUUUUUAUUUAAUAGUAGCAGAUUACUUUGAAUUAUUUUUCAUUCUAAAUGUCAUUGGUAUUAUUUUGUACUUUUAUGUGAAAAUACACAAUAUGUAAUUUUAAGAAGCUAAUUGCUAAUAUAUUAUUUGAAUUUAUUUUUUUGAAGCUAAAUAUUUGUAAUUUUACUGUCAAAUUUACUAAUUUUUAAAUCUAAUUUGUGUAUAGACUCACAAAUGUGUUUGGUUUGCUUGGAUUGUAAUUAUUACUGAAUGGUUCUUUGAUAUGCAAAACGAUUUUUGUUUAUUUUUAUUUUGGUUUUGUAUUUAAAUGGGGUGUUGAUUGCGACCUUUUGUUUCUUUCACUUCCUAAAUAAAGACCCAUUUUGUUUGGAAA
Messenger RNA from Boleophthalmus pectinirostris (great blue-spotted mudskipper), 5474 nucleotides. It is a transcript of the gene cpeb2, whose product is annotated as cytoplasmic polyadenylation element binding protein 2. Gene Ontology annotation, biological process: negative regulation of cytoplasmic translation. The record is from RefSeq and is a predicted model, not a curated record. Gene Ontology annotation, molecular function: mRNA regulatory element binding translation repressor activity; translation factor activity, RNA binding; mRNA 3'-UTR binding. Gene Ontology annotation, cellular component: cytoplasm; neuron projection; synapse. Lineage: Eukaryota; Metazoa; Chordata; Actinopteri; Gobiiformes; Gobiidae.